AUGGCCCAGCUCUUAUUGGCAUUAUCCCCGCAAAUUCGCGGUCGAACUCAUCGAUUCUUCCUCGAGAACGGGUUAUGGUACAACCAAGUACAUGACAGGCACGACUCUGGGGUUGUCGUACCGGACAACAAAGGCAUGAAGAACAAAUAA
Molecule: messenger RNA, 150 nt
Organism: Plasmopara halstedii
Lineage: Eukaryota; Oomycota; Peronosporomycetes; Peronosporales; Peronosporaceae
Exons: 2
Coding region: 1-150 (49 amino acids)
Source: RefSeq, a predicted model, not a curated record